This is a messenger RNA of Rhineura floridana, 1455 nucleotides long. Its product is annotated as cytochrome P450 2J6-like. NCBI's taxonomy places the organism in Eukaryota, Metazoa, Chordata, Lepidosauria, Squamata, Rhineuridae. Gene Ontology annotation, molecular function: oxidoreductase activity, acting on paired donors, with incorporation or reduction of molecular oxygen, reduced flavin or flavoprotein as one donor, and incorporation of one atom of oxygen; heme binding; iron ion binding. Gene Ontology annotation, biological process: xenobiotic metabolic process; arachidonate metabolic process. The transcript has 8 exons. Gene Ontology annotation, cellular component: intracellular membrane-bounded organelle; cytoplasm. The coding region runs from base 1 to 1293 and encodes 430 amino acids. The record is from RefSeq and is a predicted model, not a curated record.
AUGCUGGGCCUGAUUGCAGCUGUCUCUGCCUUGGUUGUUGCAUUUUACCUAAUGGUGCAAUAUCAGAAGAUGCAGUGGGCUGGUGGACGGCUCCCUCCUGGACCAGCCCCACUCCCUCUUCUUGGCAACCUCUGGGCACUGAAUUUUAAACUUGAGAAAGACACCCUUGACAAGCUGGCAAAGGUUUACGGGAAUGUCUUCACCCUGUGGCUGCAACAAACUCCUAUGAUCGUACGGAAUGGAUUCCUCACAGUGAAAGAGGGUCUCACCACAUACCCUGAAGAUGUUUCUCACCGACCUGUGACUCCCUUUUUCAAAGGCUUGGUAAAUGGAAAGGGUAUUGUUUUCUCAAAUGGUCACAUUUGGAAGCAGCAGAGACGUUUUGGGAUCAUCGCCUUGAGGAACCUGGGCAUGGGGAAAAAAAGCCUUGAGGAACGAAUACAAGCAGAAGCUCACCACCUGGUGGAGAUGAUAAAAAAUGAAAGAGGACAGCCCUUUGACCCUUUAAUAUCACUUUCCAACUGUGUUAUGAAUGUAAUAUGCGCUGUGGUUUAUGGGCACCGGUUCUCUGUCGAGGAUGAAACUUUUCACCAACUGUUUGAAGCAUCGUUUGCGAUCAAAACUGAAGGAGCUCCAUACAAAAUUGGAGAGGACCCCAGUUCAUCAUUUAAUGAACAGAACCUUGUGCAGUCUAUAGCCGACAUCUUCCUAGCAGGAUCGGAAACAAUGGCCACCACCUUGCAUUGGGCACUGCUACACAUGGUUACCCACCCAGCUAUUCAAGACAAAGUCAGGAAGGAGCUGGAAGAUGUUCUGGGUACUUCCCAAGACAUCUCCUAUGAGGAUCGGGAGAAAUUGCCCUACACUAAUGCUGUCAUUCAUGAGGUCCAGUGCUUUAGUGAAGUCACAUGGAUUCUUUUCCGAAGAUGUAUGAAGAAUACAAAAGUGAAUGGUUUUUCUGUUGAAAAGGACACAAUCAUUUUAGUCAAUUUAGGGUCUGCCCUGUAUGAUCCCAAAGAAUGGAAGAACCCACAACAGUUUGACCCAAAUAAUUUCCUAGACAACCUAGGAAACUUUGUGAACCGAGAAGCCUUCUUGCCAUUCUCAACAGGGCACUGUGUGUGUUUGGGGGAGAAGCUGGCAAAGGCUGAACUCUUCAUUCUCUUUGCCACCCUGAUGCGGGCAUUUACGUUUCAGCUGCCGGAAGAAGUGAAGCAGAUCAAUACUCAGCCUGUUCUGGGAGCUGUUUUAUUGUAUCCACACCCUUAUAAGCUCUGUGCUGUGCCCUGCUAAGGGUCUUUGCAUCUGUAAUAAGUAAACCCUGACUUAUGUGAUGCCCCUGUAGGUUUUUAUUUCUCCCCAUACUGAUACCUCUUUGUUUCAAAAUGUUCAUUUCCCAAGAUAGGUGCAAAACAGUUUUUGUAAGGGGGAAACCAACAGCACCCUGAUUGGAGG